ACUAAGGCUUAUUCACUUCACACCCCUGUGUUACCACAUGUGCCCGCCAGAUGGAGCUAAAACACGACGAAGCGAUUUGGACCCGCUGGUGACGUCAGUGUGAGGCAGGUGUGCGACGCUCAGGUACAUCGCGGGGAAUGGAAACCAGACACUUUUAAUAUUGCGGGAAACGGCAGCUCUGUAUUUAUAUUAGGAUCCGGAUCUAAAUCUGUAUUUACUGUUUUCAUUUCCCCCCAGUUUUAGUCAACAGAGCAGAUUCAAACACUGCUAUAGAGGUAAGGUGGUUUACAUGCACAUGUGUAAUGCAAAAAGUGGAGGAAAAUAAAGAUCAUCUGCCAGAUUACCAACAACCUUUGAUGCACCAACAUGCCAUCUAACAUUUAGAGAUAAUUUGACUGUGGAGGCAGCAAAUUUUUUUAUUUUUUUAUUUAUUUAUUUUUUUUGUUUACAAUAUAUCUUGUCAAACCUCUUGGACAUAGACAUAUUGAGACAGCAUAUAACCAAGUAUCAAAUUUUAAGCUGAUGACUGGGAUGAAAUUCCUGCUGAUUUAAGAGAUUUACACAUGCAUUUUCAUACUACCCCCAGAGCAUAUUUCCUGUAAGAGUAUGAUCAUCUGCUUUCAGUUUUGGAGUAUAAAUUCUGAUCAUAACCAGCUGCAACAGAAACAGCACAGACAUCACCAUGAGCACUUGUCCUAGCUUAAAGUACAUUUGUAAAAGACUGUGGCUCAGUAUCAGCACAAAUGGAGUUAAGGCAGCUCAACGGUAUUUCUGAAAAUAUGUAAUUACCAACAAACCUAUGGUGAAGAAACACAGAUGAAAUAAAAGACUGUGGCUCAGGAUCCGCACAAAUGGAGUUAAAGCAGCUCAAAGAUGAUUUUCGUGAAUUUUUGAAAAAACUGGGACUUGAAAAGUACUACCCAAACAAGCUGACUCAGAGGUCUUUGCUGGAGAUCAACAGUGCCAGUGUAUCUGAUGAAGAGGUUCACUCACUACAAGCCUUACCAUGGGCUUUCCUACGCAAAUUACUGAUGGUUAAUUCAAAUUCAAGAUCUUUAUGUGUACCUGGUGAAAAUAAUAAAACAGAUGACUUGUUUGCUGAGUGGAGCUUUGACGCUACCCCAAAUCUUCUAGAUCUCCACACUGCCCUCUUUGUCUGUGCAGACAGUUUCCUUCAGCAAGAAAUGGCACUUAAAAUGUCAAUGUGCCAGUUUGCAGUACCCUUUCUGUUACCUCAAGGAGUACAUAAUCAAAGCACUCUUAUGUUAUGGGCUCUUAGAGGUAUCCUGAAAGAAUGGCGUCCCCAUUCAAUGUCAGAAUCUAAAGGGUUUGUUGAAGACAGUGUUGUUCAUGCAAAAAUUCCCUUGAUAUCGUUUGUGAGGCUAAGCAACUGCAGUUUGUCCAAGUCACAGAUUUUGAACCAAGUGCUCAAUAAGUCACAGCAGCACCAUGACUUCUUUUCACAUCGAGAAAUGAUUGGAGGAUCUGCUCGAAGGGUAAUCAGUAAUGGGCUGGUUGAAAUAUGCUGGAAUCUGCCGUGUGGAAACAAUAGCAUCGAUGUAUUUCCUGAACCAGUGGCUAUUGCUAAUUUAAGAGGAGAUGUUUGCACAUUUGAAACACAAUUCAGUUUCCUUGCUCAGGUGUCAACAGCUGUCUUUGUGUUCCUAGACAGUGUUGAAGAAAUGGAACACAGGUUGUUUGCCUCUUUACAAGGAAUGAAAACCAAUGUCUUUCUUGUGGUUAAUGCUCAGAAAAAUAUGAGCCAGAAUGUGAAGUCAUCUAUCAAAGCAGCAGUUGAUACUCUGAAAUUGGAAAAAAAUCACACCAUUGUGAAAAGCCAAACAGUGAAUAUGGCUAAUUUCUCAAAUAUGAUCAGUUCUGCCAUUAACAAAGUGCUAAGUGAGAAUCACAGAUCAUCAAUCACAGAAAUUGAGAGUAUGAAGAGAACUGCUCAGGAAUUAGGUCUUUGCAUUGAUGAAUGUGAAAACAGAGCCUGUGGAUCAGCAGAGGAAAGAGCAGAGAAAAUUAUGAAAAGUAUUGGAGUUCGUCAAAUAGUGGAAUAUAAAAAGACACGGCUGCCACUGCAAGGUGAAAAUUGGAAAAGACUGGCUCAGAUAGAAAAAGAGCAAUGCCGAUUACAACAACCAGGAGGGUUGACUUUGGAGGAGUAUAAGGUCAAACUUCAAAAAGACAAAGAUGACAUUUGGAAGAAACAAAGCAACUAUAAAUUGACAGAAACAAUGGACAUCUUAAUAAAGGCAUUAUCAAACUCUGAUGACAUUGAGCGAGCCUUUUUUCUCAGAUGGCUGGGACUAAAACUGGACAUGCGAUCGCGCAAAGACAUGUCAAACCUACGGAAAGAAUAUUCAAAGUGUGAACAACAAAAGGACAGAGAUGGUAUAGUUCGAAUAGACCAGGAGCUUCUUGAUUGUUCUCUUGGAAUAGAGCACUACAUGAGAGAAAUGGGACAAAUCUAUGAGGUUGCUUCAUUUGGUUCAACUAAAAAGUCUGACAGAAUAAGCAGUCUCCCUACUCUGGCUGCCAAAAUGCUUCUAGCUGGGUUUCCUCUUGAACUACUUGAUGGAGAUGCAUCAAAUAUCCCAGAGAAAUGGGUGAGUGAUGUUCUCAUGGAGCUUCACAGGAUGGUUGGCCAGAAGAGCCGUUUGCUGGUUAUCACUGUGUUAGGGGUUCAGAGUACAGGUAAAUCAACACUACUCAACACUAUGUUUGGAGUUCAGUUUGCAGUGAGCAGUGGACGAUGCACACGUGGAGCAUUCAUGAUUUUCCUUCCUGUGGGUAAAGACUUGAAGGAGGAGUUACUUUGUGACUUUGUCCUUCUGAUUGAUACAGAGGGUUUGAAAUCACCAGCACUGGCACAACUGGAUGACAGUUAUGAACAUGACAAUGAAUUGGCCACAUUUGUGAUUGGUCUGAGUGAUGUAACCAUCAUCAAUGUAGCAAUGGAGAAUUCCACAGAGAUGAAGGACAUCUUGCAGAUAGCAGUUCAUGCUUUUUUACGGAUGAAGGAAGUUGGUAAAAAAACAGUCUGCCACUUUGUCCACCAAAAUGUUGCUGGUGUAUCUGCAUAUGACAAAAACAUGACAGACCGAAAAAAGCUCCUGGACCAACUCAACGAGAUGACAGUGAUUGCAGCUGAAAUGGAAAAGCAGCCUAAUGUGAAGAAAUUCACAGAUGUCUUGGAUUAUGAUGUGGAAAAGAAUAACUGGUAUAUACCAGGCCUAUGGCAUGGCACACCACCAAUGGCACCAAUUAAUACAGGCUACAGUGUAGCUGUUUUGCAUUUUAAGAAAAAACUCUUGGAGAUGCUUAAAGUGAGAAAAGAUGAACAACCCUCCCAGAUCCCAGAGUUCCUGCAGUGGAUUAGUAGCUUGUGGAAGGCAGUGAAGUUUGAGAACUUUAUAUUUAGUUUCAGAAACACUCUAGUGGCCCAUGCCUAUGAUAACCUUUGCAGAGUGUUUUCUGAAUGGGAGUGGUCUUUCAGAAGACAUAUCCUCGCUUUGUUUGCUAGUGCAGAAGUUCAAAUAUCUAACGCUGAAAGCAGCAGUAUUGAUGAGGUUGUUGAGGCACUUCAAAAUAAUUCACAUAAGGAGAUUGCAGUUCAAACAAAAGAAAUUACUGAGAAAUUGAAAGUCUACUACAAAAGGAAAGACUGUAAUGUGCAUUUAGUGGAAAAGUACAAAGCUGAUUUUACCAAUAGUAUUAAAUCUCUGGAGACUGACAUGAAGCAUGAAGUGAGAAAGAAAUUAGAAGCUGCUGCUGAGAAGAGGAGAAACACGGAGAAAGUAGAAGAGAUACAAAAUAAGCAAGCUGCUAUGAUUGAGUGUCAAGUUCGGCAAUUACUUCAGAAUUACAAAGAUCGUAAUGAUGCGGUGUCUGAUGAGGACCUCACAGCUGAUUUUGAGAGAAUGUGGAAUAGAGAAGUGGCAAACAUCACUGGUCUAAAAGAAAAGGAUGUUCCUGCUGAUGUUUUGAAGCAACUGCGAGCAAGUUUAGGAAAUCGCCAUGUCAUGGAGGAUUUGCAGAACGUUAAGAGUUUGUCACAAUAUGGGCAAGAAGAUUUCAAGGCCAAGACAAAACAUUUAAACUUGGGGAAAAAUUUUGAAAAAGUAAAAAAUAUUCUUAUGAAAAAAAGUCUAAAACAAGACCUACAGAUUGUUGCAGUUGAUGUCAUUAACAGUUGUAGAAGGAUGAUUGAACAGUUCACACAAUCCAAAAGUGAUUACCAAGAGACAUUUACAAAAGAUGUGCUUGAUAAAAUUGAUGAACACCUUAAUAAAGCAGGCUCCAAAUUCAAUACCAUAUUUGAAUUUGACCUGAAAUUGCACAUUUGUGGCAUUGCCUCUCGGAAAUUCCUUGAGAUGCACAGGAAGUAUAACACUGAGCAAGAUCCAUUAAAUCAUGUACAGAAAUUUAAGAGGCAGUAUCUCUCUGAUUUCAUUGAUUUGUACAGAAAGAGGGACCAGUGCCAGAGGAAAGCACAAGACUUCACUCAGCUCUGUCUCAAACCAGCAGUGACUGAGUACAUCGACCAGUCCCUCGGACCUGACGUUGUUGAUGCAGUUUUGGAGUAUAAGUCUACUGAGUAUAGUUCACGAACGCUGUUUCAGUACACCAUCCUGAAGGAACUACUGGAAAACUCUAACUUUGAAGAUUUUACAAACUACAUUUUGUAUUAUAAGAAUUAUGUAAGAAAAUGGAUAUAUAACAAAACCAUUGAAUGCUUCUCCAAUGGCAUAUGUUUACAAAAAUUAAAAAAGAAGAAGCUAGACAUUAUAAUUAAAAAGAUCACAGAAGCAGUGGAAACUUGUAAGCUGGAAGCCAAUGGGUUUCCUUUGCCCAAUAAUGCAGAAGGUACCACAAUUCUGAUCCAGAACCUUUGCAAAGCUUUGAGCGAUGCCAUCUCAAUAUCCAUGAGCACAGUGGAGAGGGUCCUGUUUCAGAACACAAGCUGUUGUGAACCAUUCACCAAAAGUCUCUAUGAAUGUAUUGAUGACCUGAAACAGCAAAUAUCAAAGGAGAUAUCAGGGUCAAAUGAUAUAAUUGAAACACUGAAAAAUGUGGCAGUAAAACCCCAAGACGAGCUUUUCAAGAGGGUGUUUGGUUGUGGAGUGCAGUGUCCCUUUUGCAGAACACCAUGUGAGGCAGGAGGAAAGGAACAUCAGCUACACUUUGCAGCUGUGCACAGACCAAAAGGACUUAGUGCCUACAGUAAAAUAGUGACUAAUAUUCUUUCUGAAGAUAUUUGUACAUCUAGUGUACAUGGCAAUGGGGGAUUUCUAAAUCAUGAAACAAAUUUCGAACCUCAUCCAUACAAAGACUACCAGACCUACUACCCAGACUGGCAUAUCGCACCUGACAUGUCUAUACAGGCCUCAGAUUACUGGAAGUAUGUGCUGGUGACAUUCAAUACGCAAUUUGCUGAAAUGUAUGAAUCACAUCCAGCUGUGUGUCCAGAUGAAUGGAAGACAAUCACUAAAGAUCAGGCUUUUCUUAGCUUGAAGAGUGUGUUUAAUAUUCAAUAAUGGAUGAACAGCAAAUUACCUCUGCGAUUUGUGAAGUGGACAACUCUUCACUCACAGUUCCAUCACUAAUGUUAUCACUCAGGUGAAUCAGGAACUGGAGCACUAGUUAUGUCUGACAACUGAGCUUCUACUGACUUACUAUUAUCUAAAUAUAGAAUAAAUUUUACUAAAAGUGAUUUUCGGGGAUUUAAAUGGUUUCUUUUAAACAUUAUAUCUGUAUGUCUACAAUGAUAAACAUUUUUAAAAAGUGUAGGUAGGAUUGUUAUCACAUUUUGGUGAUUGGAUUAUUUCUGUGUUUGUGAUGUUAAUACAAAUGUUACAAUUAUGUUUAUUAAUCACUUGGUUACAAUUGUUACAAAUCUUUGUUAUAAAUGUUACAGUUAUGUUUAUUAAUUACUUUCUGAAAUUCAAAUGAAUGCAUUAUUCAGAACAUAUUGUAUGAAUGUAUGAGUAUAUUCAUAAACUGAAUAAACAAUUCAUACCAUAAAUAUAUCAAUCUGUCAAUCCAAAUUGGUUGCAAGGACAAAUUUUAUUCAGUGUGAUUUACAAAUAAACGAAUACAUAAUACAAUAAACUAAUAAUUUCUCAUAUUUAUUCAAUUUAACACUUCUACAAUCAUACAUACAUAUGAGCCAUUGCACUGAAUGGGUGCCAUUUCUGUCCUCAGUACAUUAUGUAUAUAAAUAUGUAUAAAAAUUAACUGAAAAAAACAUCUUAUCAAGCAAGUUUAGUGGUAAGCACACUCGCCCACCAUCCCACCGUGGCCCUGUGUGUGUGGAGUUUGCAUGUUCUCCCCGUGCUGCGGGGGUUUCCUCCGGGUACUCCGGUUUCCUCCCCCAGUCCAAAGACAUGCAUGGUAGGCUGAUUGGCGUGUCUAAAGUGUCCGUAGUGUAUGAAUGGGUGUGUGAAUGUGUAUGUGAUUGUGGUUUAACUCACCUUGUGCCCAAUGCUCCCUGGUAUAGGCUCCAGGUUCCCCAUGACCCUGAAAAGGAUAAGCGGUAUAGAAGAUGGAUGGAUGGAUGAAUAGAACUACCUAGAAUACUGAUAAAAUUUGUUACCUGUCCACACUCUCUAACACUACACUUUACUAUUAAAUAUAAUGAUUAAAAUCCUUCAGAAAGGCUUUUUUGCAUUGUUGUGUUCAUAUCUCAUCUACAGUUUAAAUAUUUUUUUCAUAAGAAAUCCAUAAUAUUUUAAUUAGAAUACACAUUUUAGUCGUGUCCUUGGGAUUUAACUCAGUCCUGUUACCUUAAAACAC
Molecule: messenger RNA, 6801 nt
Organism: Ictalurus furcatus (blue catfish)
Lineage: Eukaryota; Metazoa; Chordata; Actinopteri; Siluriformes; Ictaluridae
Product: up-regulator of cell proliferation-like
Exons: 6
Coding region: 852-5543 (1563 amino acids)
Molecular function (GO): GTP binding
Source: RefSeq, a predicted model, not a curated record